This is a messenger RNA of Dioscorea cayenensis subsp. rotundata (Guinea yam), 483 nucleotides long. RefSeq lists its product as uncharacterized. NCBI's taxonomy places the organism in Eukaryota, Viridiplantae, Streptophyta, Magnoliopsida, Dioscoreales, Dioscoreaceae. Bases 1 to 483 code for a protein of 160 amino acids. The record is from RefSeq and is a predicted model, not a curated record. The transcript has a single exon.
AUGUCUCGAAAACAUAGCGUCAAUUUUCUCUCCUCUGAGUCAGAUAAUGCAACACCUGAAUCUCAAUCUGCAACAUCCCCAGCAUUGUCACAAUUUUCAAUUAACCUAGAUGAUGAUAGGGGUGAAAACUCUUCCCAACAUCCAAUUGGUGUGAAAGAGGCUAAAUUGAAGAAAAAGAAUGAAGCUGAUCUUAUAUCUGCAAUGGGCAAAUUGCAAGAAGAUAACCGACAAGUUAUGGAAAUACUGAAGAAGAAAAAUGCGGAUAAAAUGGCUAUGAAAGAGUUUAAAGAAGAAAAUAAGAUCUUGACAACAGAUUUGAGCAUAAUUACUGAUCAUAACAUUCGUGCAUAUAUUCAAUCUGAACAAGCACGAAUUAUCCAAAAAAGAGGACAUUUUCAAAAACCACCUCCUUCAACCUCGAAUCUCAUUGGAAACUAUUUCAACAAUCUAGGAGGAAGUGUCGCUGAUUUACCAGAUUAUUAG